Messenger RNA from Lacerta agilis (Sand lizard), 1606 nucleotides. RefSeq names its product hydroxysteroid dehydrogenase like 2 (gene HSDL2). The transcript has 11 exons. Bases 214 to 1542 code for a protein of 442 amino acids. Gene Ontology annotation, cellular component: mitochondrion. The record is from RefSeq and is a predicted model, not a curated record. NCBI's taxonomy places the organism in Eukaryota, Metazoa, Chordata, Lepidosauria, Squamata, Lacertidae.
GUCCUAGAACGGGCGAGGAACAAGGGCGGGGCGGAGUGAGCUGGCGCGAUUGAUUGUUGCGCCUUUUGCUCCGCCGCUGAGCGUUCCGAGCGAGGAGCUGCGCCCCCUGAGCGGCCGUGCGAGGCACCAAGGCGCCGUCCCGACCGGGCCUGGGCUCUGCUACUUGCCACCUGCCCAGAGGACCCCCCCCCCGGUCCUCCUCCGGACCCGGCCAUGCUGCCCAACACAGGGAGGUUGGCAGGAUGCACUCUCUUUAUCACGGGUGCAAGCCGUGGGAUUGGAAAAGCGAUAGCCUUGAAGGCAGCCAAGGAUGGGGCAAAUAUUGUGAUAGCUGCCAAGACUGGAGUGCCGCAUCGCACACUUCCAGGAACUAUCUACACUGCUGCAGAAGAAAUUGAAGCAGCUGGAGGAAAGGCUUUAGCAUGCAUUGUCAAUGUCAGAGAAGAAGAGCAAAUUGUCGAUGCAGUGGAUCAGGCUGUCCAGAAAUUUGGAGGGAUAGAUGUUCUUGUGAACAACGCAAGUGCUAUCUCUUUAACUGGCACACUGGAAACGCCUACAAAAAAAGUGGACCUAAUGAUGAGUGCCAACACAAGAGGAACUUACCUCACAUCUAAAAUAUGCCUCCCUUAUUUGAAAAAGAGUAAGAUUGGCCAUAUCCUCAAUAUCAGCCCACCGAUUAACCUAAACCCUAUCUGGUUCAAAAAUCACUGUGCUUAUACAAUUUCUAAAUAUGGAAUGUCCAUGUGCGUGCUGGGAAUGGCAGAAGAAUUUAGAGGAGAAGUUGCAGUCAAUGCAUUAUGGCCUCAAACAGCUAUAUAUACCUCUGCAAUGGAUAUGCUGGGAGGAGCUGGCGUAGAGAAACAGUGCAGGAAAACAGAUAUACUAGCAGAUGCCGCGUACUGCAUUUUAACAAAGCCCAAAACUUUCACUGGAAACUUCGUCAUUGAUGAAACUUUAUUGAGAGAAGAAGGAGUUCAGAAUUUUGAUGUAUAUGCGGUUGCCCCAGGUCACCCUUUGCUACCGGACUUCUUUUUAGAUGUGGAUCCCGAAACACUAGCAAUGAAAAUGGAAGCACAAGGAGCUAAUCCGUCCUUCAGAGAAGGAAAAAAACAAGACUUUCCCAAGCAUGAAGGUCCUGACAAAACUAAAUCUGAAGGCCCUGACAGAGGGAAGCUCCAUGUGCAUUUUGCUGCAGAGAAAUCAGGGGGGCCUGUAGCAGAAACCUUUAAAAUUAUAAAAGGUGCGAUCAGUGAUGAAGUUGUAAAGGCAACCCAAGGAAUUUACCGGUUUGAAUUAUCUGGUGAAGGAGGAGGAACAUGGUAUAUUGAUCUUAAGAACAAAGGUGGCAGUGUAGGAAGUGGAGAACCACCAGGAAAAGUUGAUGUGGUUAUGAGCAUGUCCAGCACUGACUUUGUAAAAAUGUUUUCAGGCAAACUAAAGCCAACCCUGGCUUUCAUGUCUGGAAAGCUGGCAAUUAAGGGUGACAUGACCUUAGCAAUCAAGUUGGAAAGACUGAUGGGUCAGUUUAAUGCCAAACUGUGACGGUUUAUGGUGUCACGUUGAACUUUCAAUAAAUAUGCAGUUACCUUGCUGUUUCAAGAUAACU